Molecule: messenger RNA, 2175 nt
Organism: Microplitis mediator
Lineage: Eukaryota; Metazoa; Arthropoda; Insecta; Hymenoptera; Braconidae
Product: asparagine-rich protein-like
Exons: 2
Coding region: 391-1947 (518 amino acids)
Source: RefSeq, a predicted model, not a curated record
UGAGUAAAUGUAUGUCUUUCAAUCACGACAUAUGUGCUUAUAUAUAUGUAUAUAUAUGUAGUUAGGAAACGGAGGUUGGUUACUUAGAGAAUUUAUCGGAAAAUCUGACAGCUGGUAAAAAUUAAAUUUUGAAUUUUGCCGCCAAAUGGUAAAACAGAUUUGAAAUUUUAGGUUGUGAUGAAUAUAGCAACUAAAUAUUAUUGUAUUGGUAAAUUUAUAAACAAACAAUAAUAAUUGUUAAUUUAAAUAAUAAUUACGAGCGCGGAAGUUAAUAAACUGAGUGCGCUCAUUAGUUUUGCUGAUAAAUCUCCAGGAAAUUUGAUGGGGGAUUGAAAAAAAAUAGACGAUCAACUUGGGUUUGGAGGUUUUAAUUUUUAAAAAAUUAAAAUAAUGGGGAAGAGAAAACGCAAAGUCGAUGCCGCGGAACCGCAGUGCGAUUUUCAAAUAAAAAUAAUGGGAAAUUCUGACGAGGUCCAGGAUAUUGUAAAUGAUAUCCAAACUAGUUUUAAUUUCGAUGACUUUUUCAAUCAACCUGCAACGAGUAACUCCGUGGAAGAGGUAACUUUUAAUUUAUUGAACUCAACUCCUCCGCCGCUGGUUGCCAUCAGUGACAAGAACACGGAAGACAACAAGCCCAGGAAAAAAUUGAAAAUGGUAGACGAACAAAUACUUCCUAAACGAGUCGUCCUGGUCGUUCCGAAAAACUCACCCUCAAGAACUUCAAUGCCCGGAACUAGCAGCAAUCAAACCCCCAGUGAUUCAGUUCCCAAUGGAGAUGACAGCUGUCAAAAAAUUGUAACCACUCCAGUUUCGGCGGCAAAUGACAGCGAUAAAUUUAAAACUCCUGAUAAAUCAUCUGGAAUUAAUGACACUCUGAUUAAAAUAACCCCCAAGAAUACAAAUAAUCAAGAGAUUAAAAGUCCCAAUAGAUUGGCGCGAAAAAAAAAUUUAAAUUCAAAUUUAAAUGGAGAUGUAUUUAAAAAUUCACCAAAGCUUCCAGUUGAUGAAAAUAAAUUAGUUGACAUAAAUAAAUUACCAAAAGUUGAGAUAAAUUUCCACGAAAUCGCGCCAAGUUUAAAUGGUAAUUUAAAAAAUUCGCCUAAAGUUAAAUUGCAAUUGCGAGCAGCAGAUCCAAAUUUAUUAAAAAGCGAUGAGUUUAAAGAAAAAAUAAGAAAGUUCAGAGAAAAAUCAAAUGAUUCCAUUAACGAAUCAAUUCAUUCUUUAACUGACAAUACUUCAGUUAAUAUUUCAUUGAUACCCAGAGACUCCAUCAAUAAUUAUUUGGUAAAGAACAAACUCACUAAUGAUUCUUUGGAAAAUGACAAAAAUAAGUCAGUUGAUAAAACUGGCGGUAAUUUAAAAAUAGAAAAACCACCGAAGAAAGAAACGGCAGCAGUCAAUAGUGCGAGCGCUAGUGCAAAUGUUAGUAAAAAAAAUACAACCGAGGUGUCAGAAAAUUUGGUAUCAACGACCACUGAGUCGACUCAAUUGAAUAAUAAAAUAAAUAAUAAGAACUGUCAGUGCAGUCAAAUGAACAUAAUGGUCGACAUCGUCUGGGGACUGUUGGAUAAAAUGAAGGAACGAUCGAACGAAAUAGACGAGAGCAAACUAAACAUGGACCAGUUGAAAGGAUUGAAGGAUCACCAGGACACCGAUGAGUUGCUGAAGCGGCUGAGAGACAAAGACCAGAUGAUAACUCAGCUCGAGGAAAAAAACAAAGAACUCUCUGAGCACUUGAGGAGAGAACAGUUGUCUAGUUCGAAGCUGAGGAUAAAUCUGAUGAGCUGUCAGACGGAGUUGAAAAAAAUAAAGAGUAUUGUCAAGAUGAAGACGGAUCUCAUCAAUGAAGUUGCUGAGAGUGCCGUCAAAGUAAGAGAAUACUUUGGAGACGAAGUGAUAAUCGGUGUAAUCUCUGAUACUGAAGACGACACCUUCAGCCAGACGUAGCUGUAGUUUACUUUUUUAAUUUUUAAUUAAGUUGCGUUAUUUAUAAUUGAUAUGAAAAAAAAAUGUGUACAUUUUAAAUAAUUGAUAAGAUUACUGAUACAAUUAUUUAGAUACAUUAAGUAAAUGUAAUUUUUUAAUAAUAAAUGAUGUCUUAAUAUUAAUUUAAGUUUUGUAGUUAAUUAAGAUAAAUAUUUAAAAGAAACAUUUAUAUUUUAUAUAUAUAAAUUG